Molecule: messenger RNA, 501 nt
Organism: Haemonchus placei
Lineage: Eukaryota; Metazoa; Nematoda; Chromadorea; Rhabditida; Trichostrongylidae
Source: the annotation of a GenBank genome assembly
AUGCUCGGUAUGAACAGUGCGGAUCAGACGUCAGCCACCACAACAGCUAUUCCUCCUGCUCCAACAACGAUGCUACCUCUUUCGAAUGAUCAAGGUCCGCUUGGGAAAUUGAUGGAACAAUGUAGUCGUCUUAACGCUAAUGUGAUUCUUGAUAAGCUCGAGGCAAAGCCCACAGUUGAUAAAUCUCCCAGCACUUCCGAUCCCACAUAUCCACAAUAUCAGCACUACUGGCCUGGAGCUCCAUGGUGGGAUCAAACGGGUACAUGGUCUUUACCGUAUACAUCAGUGGAUGCUUACUCUCCAUACUUGUCUUCCCAAUUGGGACUGCUAUCCUCUAUGCCACCGUCGACAUCGUCGUUGAAUCAGCGACUAACCAUCGGAAAGCAACCGACGACAUCAGCUGGAGGUGGAAAAUUUCCGCGAGGCAACUGUGAAUGCCCGAAUUGUCAAGAGGCUGAGCGAGUAGGUAAGACUGAGCUGGAUUUCAUUGAAUUUUUUUGA